Molecule: messenger RNA, 1682 nt
Organism: Acaulospora colombiana
Lineage: Eukaryota; Fungi; Glomeromycota; Glomeromycetes; Diversisporales; Acaulosporaceae
Source: the annotation of a GenBank genome assembly
AUGCCUAGGAUUGCAGGUCUUACUCCUUUCACCAAGGCUGACGAGGCUGAUAAGGAACAUGCCGUCGACACCGGAUUCCACUCCGAGGGCGAGGAGGAUUUCGUGUCCAGACCUCCCACUGAGCAGAUCAAGCGUCGUCUUUCUGGCGUUGAGAAUCCUCAAGCCAAAAAGGCACCAGCAUGGAUCACUCUCACCGUAUGUCUCUCCCCCAUCACCCCCCAUCGCGGCCCUGAGCCAACUUCGAACCCCACUUUUCUCCCCAUGUACCUUGGUAUCGCUGGAAAUCUCGCUCCCGACAAGUCGAUGCUCGAAGUCGGUCUGAGUAUUCACGAUGCCACCUACUCUAUCGAUUUCUCCAUCAAGCACAUCCGUUUCCCAAACUGUGAGCCAAAUCCUACAGCGAUCGCAGACUUUAUCGUCCAAACUAUCAAGGAUUUCUCCAAAGAGCAUCUCAUGAAGUUUGUUGGUGCUGGUGUCACUUCUCGUCUCGUUGAGCUUUCUCCAAAUAUUUGCGGUCGCCUCUGGCGCGACUUGGACAUUGUCCCCCUCGUCUUCCACGUCCGAUCCACUCAACGCCUGACGCCAGGGCGCCCUCUCGCGAAGCUCGAUGCACAAGGGUUCCCAAUUCAAUCUACGGGUGUUCUUACCCCUCAACCAGGUGGAGAGGGUGCUGCUCAACAAAUCCAAGCGCCCCCGAGCAAUAUUCUUUCCGUUGCGGCUGGAACUGCCCAGACCCAAGCUGCAGACGCUUCUGCGCCUGUUCGUCCUGCAGAUGAACAAGCUGAUUCUGCCGUCAGAAAAGCGGUUCUCUACUUUGGUCCCUCUGGUCACAACCCACGUUUGUCAAUCGGAUUCAGGAACGAGGUCGAACCUGAUGCGGCUGGGCGCAUUCGUAUCGUCGAUAGCAUUGAAGACUAUCGCUCGACCGUCCGUGAACCUACAUUCAAGGCCGUACUCCAUUAUGCAAAGAUAUUGCGCGAGAAGAAGAUCAAAAUUGCCUUCUUCAGCUCCACACCCCAGGGUGGAGAUAUUCUUCAGGGUGUCGCCGAUCCGUCUCUGCGGUUGACCCUCGCGCAACAGGAACAAUUCACUCAAUGGAUCAACUAUAAUGCCCAGCGCUACUGGCUCUCUGAGGGUGGUCCAUUGGCUGCCGGAGGUGCCGAUGUUAUCUUUAUCGACGACCCACAGAUGCCAGGUCUGAUCCCUCUUAUUCGCAAGGCGCGCCCCGAAGUCCCGAUUAUCUAUCGAUCCCACAUUGAGGUCCGCAGCGACCUCAUCCACAUAGAAGGCUCUCCUCAAGCCGAAGUGUGGGAUUACCUCUGGAGCAGAAUUCAACAUGCGGACAUGUUCAUCUCCCACCCAGUGGACAAGUUUAUUCCCGACACGGUACCCUUAGAAACUGUCGGCUUAUUGCCGGCCACCACCGAUUGGCUUGAUGGACUGUCUAAGCCUUUGCACUACUGGGACAUCCAAUACUACAUGGGUAUCUUCCGAACCCUUUGCUCGGAAAUUCGCAUGAGCAAGUUGAUGUGGCCUGCGCGUGAAUACAUCGUCCAAGUCGCCCGUUUCGACCCCGCCAAGGGCCGGUGCCCACAACUUUUGAUCUGUGGUCAUGGUGCCAUUGAUGAUCCUGAUGCAAGCAUCAUCUACUCCGAGACCUUGGCCCUCCUUGAAACCGAGGA